Entelurus aequoreus (snake pipefish) is the source of this 7262-nucleotide messenger RNA. RefSeq names its product CLIP-associating protein 1-like. The coding region runs from base 2243 to 4663 and encodes 806 amino acids. Gene Ontology annotation, cellular component: mitotic spindle; cytoplasmic microtubule; spindle microtubule. Gene Ontology annotation, molecular function: microtubule binding; kinetochore binding. NCBI's taxonomy places the organism in Eukaryota, Metazoa, Chordata, Actinopteri, Syngnathiformes, Syngnathidae. Gene Ontology annotation, biological process: mitotic spindle assembly. The transcript has 20 exons. The record is from RefSeq and is a predicted model, not a curated record.
UCAUUUGCAAGUGUUAUAUAGUAUACUUUGCAUACAGUUGCUAUUUCAAGACAUAAGAUGGCAGUAGUGUACAGACUACAGUGUAUUGCCGUAGUCAGGAAGUAGUAAUUGCCAUUAGGUUGAGUGUGCCAGUUUUUCCUUUUGUUGACUUCAACAAAGUGGUUAUACUGUAAAUAUUACACACCAGAUGUUUGAUUAAAUCUGCAUCUUAUUUGGCGAGCAAGUAACCUUGUUUUAAUUUUUGUGCCUUUUGUUCUAAAACCAUAGAUCCCAGUAAGCGGGCUGGUCAUUAAUGUCUAUUAUAUCUAUUGCUCAUUCAUAUCUACAAAGCUGUCGCACUGUGUGGAUAUUAUUUUCUCUUCUGACUUAUUAAUCUACUAGCUAAUUGAAUCUUCUUAGCUGGUUACUCUCUGCUGUUUUGUAGAAUGUAUUAUAGAAGGCAUUUAUUCUUUACUCGUUUCACUACUUCACAUGUAUGCUAGCCUUGCAGUUAGCAUGGCUUUUCCUCCCUUUGUGUGUAUCCGCGCUGGAUCUGCGUUACUUUAUUUAACAUAUUUAAAUAAUAGAUAUUUGGACAUUUGUCCAUCAAUUCAUUAUCGUCCACGUCCCAAUCAUGGUGCAUCUAAGAAUCGAUCAUUCUCCCCCACCCCUGUAAUAUAUAUUAUGGACACAUCUAAAUAAUUUAUACUUGCAUACACUUUUUUUGAACUGAUGAUCUUAGCGUCUGCAUUUGUUGAGAAAUGUUUUCUACAGUCCCUAAAAAUCUACAAUCCCCCUUUUUGUUUGGGCUUUGCCAUUGUUCUUUGUAUUGGUCCAUUUCAUUAAAUAACUCUAAACGGCAAAAAGAAAGUACCAGUUUCAGUCCGACAUGAUCACUAACUUGGCAGCGGAUUAACAUCUAAAUGUCCUCCAAUAAGUACACAUGGUUGGUAUUUUCUUGUAUUUUAGUCAGGUCAUUUACAAAAAGGUAAACAUGGGAAGCUAAACAUACGUGUAUAUGAUAAAUGUCCUUAAUUGGGAGUCUAAAACAGCAUUUUUGUUAAUAUAAACUAGUAUCAAAUAGAUAAGGUUGCAUAUUACUUACACAUACAAAAUCUCCAAGGCAGAACCAUAUUAGAUAAGUAUCCAGUAACAAAAGUGUCCUCGUAAUUCAACUUUCUGCGUCAUGACUCAUGAGCUUAACUUUAUUAAUUAUUGUGGCCACUAGAUAACGCCAAAAACAAUUACCAAUCCACUUCAUCCUAAAAGUUAAGUUAAAGUACCAAUGAUUGUCACACACACACUAGGUGUGGCGGAAUUGUUCUCUGCAUUUGAUCCAUCACCCUUGAUCACCCCCUGGGAGGUGAGGGGAGCAGUGAGCAGCAGCGGUGGCCGCGCCCGGGAAUCAUUUUAGGUGACUUAACCCCCAAUUCCAACCCUUGAUGCUGAGUGCCAAGCAGGGAGGUAAUGAGUCCCAUUUUUAUAGUCUUUGGUAUGACUCGGCCGGGGUUUGAACAGCGUAAGUCAGUUACAGACGGUUAAUAAUAAAUAGGUUGGUGUUUUUCAUACCUACCAUUGUUCUGUUUUUGACAAAUUUCCCUUUUCCAAACUUUACUAACAUUCCACACUACUAAGUAAUAAAAUGAUGUAUGGAUCUUGCUGAUAUCGUAUCAGAUCAAUAACGGUAUCGGCCAAUACGCAAGUCUCCAAUAUCGGUAUUGUAUCAUAAGUAAAAAAAAAAAGAAGUUAUCGUUAGUAUCGGGUUAAUGUGUAUUCCUAAACAUAUUUGUCUUGCUUUUCAUGUUAUUUACUCACUUUUUGCAAAUGUCCCGUGUCCAAUUAUGCAAAUGUGUUGAUUACGCCACUAUAUCAAAAGAUUUACACAUUGACUUGUUUUCAAAUAUGAAUGCAUUAAUCAUAAAUAAUGUAACAUAUUUGUAAUAUCACAUGUUUCACAUCAAUUACUUUUAUAAAUAACAUCACUUAUGUAUUCUAUGUGUUAUAUCCACCAUUAUUUGACUUGACAUAGAUUCUUAUGGGUUAAGAUAAUUUGCUAAAAUGAAAAGAAAUAUGGAAAGCAUAAAGUAAAUGUGUAAGACAUUAAAAAAAGUGUGUGUGAUAAUAAUGGGGCGUGGAUGUUGGACGUCUUGCAGCCUCUCGACGUCACUCCCGUUCAACCAGUGCUCUCACAGCCAACCCCAAUGGCCAGUCAGAUCGCUAUGGGUUGAUCCACCAAGCUAGAAUCUCAGCAUCAGUAAAUGCAAUGAGGGUCCUUAACACUGGAACUGAGGUGGAGGCCGCAGUUGCUGAUGCUCUGCUGUUAGGAGACUCCAGGAAUAAGAGGAAGCCAAUGAGGCGGCGGUACGAAUCACCAGGAAUAUACUCUGAUGAUGACGCCAACAGCGACGCAUCCAGUGCCUGCUCAGAGCGCUCGUAUGGCUCAAGAAACGGCGUCAUCCCACAUUACCUUCGCCAGACUGAGGACGUGGCGGAGGUUCUUAACCACUGUGCCAGUUCCAAUUGGUCCGAACGGAAGGAGGGUCUUUUGGGACUUCAGAAUCUGCUCAAGGGUCAAAGGAUAUUGAGUCGAGUGGAGCUGAAGAGACUUUGUGAAAUUUUCACAAGAAUGUUUGCGGAUCCACACAGCAAGGUGUUCAGCAUGUUCCUGGAGACUCUUGUGGAUUUCAUCACGGUGCACCGGGAGGACCUGCAGGACUGGCUGUUUGUCCUGCUCACCCAGCUGCUGAAAAAGAUGGGUGCAGACCUGCUUGGUUCAGUCCAGGCCAAAGUCCAAAAAGCUUUGGACAUCACAAGAGAGUCUUUCCCGUUUGACCAGCAGUUUAAUAUUUUAAUGAGGUUCAUUGUGGAUCAGACACAGACCCCAAACCUGAAGGUGAAGGUGGCCAUUUUGAAGUACAUUGAGUCUUUGGCGCGGCAAAUGGACCCGACAGACUUUGUCAACUCCAGCGAGACUCGCCUGGCCGUGUCUCGCAUUAUCACCUGGACCACCGAACCCAAAAGCUCUGAUGUCAGGAAGACCUUAAAUAAGUGGGUGAGUGAGGAACUAGAUGGCGGGGUCAGUACUGCAGCUCUACUGUCCAUUGAGGGCAACCUGGAUGAAAGGUGUAAGCAGGCUGCCCAGGUGGUGCUGAUUGCCUUGUUUGAGCUCAACACACCAGAGUUUACCAUGCUGCUGGGAGCCCUGCCCAAGACCUUCCAGGACGGUGCCACCAAAUUACUGCACAACCACCUAAAGAACUCGAGUAACGGCAGCAGCAGCGUUGGGUCUCCAAGUAACACGAUUGGUCGCACGCCACCUCGCCAUAUGCCGAGUAGAAGCAGCCCACUCACCUCUCCAACUAACUGCUCACAUGGAGGACUUUCGCCAAGUCGGUUAUGGGGUUGGGGUGUCGACGGACUGGCAAAGCAACCCCCCGCCCUUACUCCUCUUCCUCCGCCUAACUCCAACCCUGCUGCUCCUUCUUUCAGGGUCCUGCGUAGAGCUCCCUCACCCAGCAUGAUGGAGUACGAUACUGAGAACAUGAACUCGGAGGAUAUCUACAGUUCCCUGCGUGGCGUCACAGAGGCCAUCCAGAGCUUCAGCUACCGCAGCCAAGAAGAUCUGAAUGAGUCUAUCAGACGAGAGGGCAAGCGAGACGAUGCGGCGGGGAGAGAAGGAAUAUCGUCUAGUCCUGCUUCUGAUGCUCGCCCGGGAUCAGAUGCACAGGAAGUGGGUCGCACUGCCUUGGACAACAAGACGUCGUUGCUCAACACACCGUCACCACGCUCAUUUUCCGGGCCCAGGAGUCGGGAAUUUGCUCCUUACGGCCACGGAGAAACCAUCUGCACCUACAACAAGAGCGCCCUGAAGGAGGCAGUGUUUGAUGAUGACGUGGAACAGUUCCGUGACUGCCCUCGUAAGGAAAGUGCUGAAAACGCCAGGAGAUUUCCUGUUGGUCAGGACCAUUCAGACCUGGUUGCUGACCUGCUGAAGGAGCUGUCCAAUCACAAUGAGCGCUCUGAUGAACGUAAGGGUGCCUUGGUGGAGCUACUGAAGAUCACGAAAGACAAUAGCCUGGCUGUGUGGGAUGAACAUUUCAAAACCGUCCUCCUCCUCCUGCUUGAAACACUGGGAGAUAAAGAUCACACAAUCCGAGCCUUGGCGCUGCGUGUGUUGAAAGAAAUAUUACGGAAUCAGCCGGCCCGCUUCAAGAAUUAUGCAGAACUAACAAUCAUGAAGACCUUGGAGGCGCACAAAGAUUCUCACAAAGAGGUGGUGCGUGCGGCUGAGGAGGCGUCUUCAACGCUGGCAGGAUCAAUUCAUCCUGAACAAUGUAUCAAAGUUCUGUGUCCCAUUGUACAAACUGCUGAUUAUCCAAUCAACUUAGCUGCCAUCAAGAUGCAAACUAAAGUCAUUGAACGCAUCACCAAGGACUCACUAGUGCAGCUGCUGGCUGACAUCAUUCCUGGUCUGCUGCAGGGCUACGACAACACAGAAAGCAGCGUCCGCAAGGCCAGUGUGUUUUGUCUGGUGGCGAUCUACUCUGUAAUUGGUGAGGACCUCAAACCUCACCUGGCACAGCUGACAGGCAGCAAGAUGAAAUUAUUAAAUUUGUACAUCAAGAGAGCUCAGACGACAAACAGCAACAGCAGCAGUUCUUCUGAUGUUUCUUCCCACAGUUAACAACUUUGCUCAUCUUCAACGUCACAUAGAACACGUUCAUACCCCGUCAACCAAAUGUACAAAUCAAUUACUUCAUUAGAAAAUAUAUGUACAAAAAAGCAUCACUCUUGUAGUUUAUUUGAAGUAGUUUUAAGUUAAUUAAGAAACAAAACACUAUUGUAUUCUUAUUUUGUAAUGGAACAAUGGCUUACACAUUUUGGAGCUUUUUUUUCUUCUUAAGAGUUGGGCGAGACCACAAGUACACACACACACACACACACACAGACACGCACACACACACACACACACACACACACACACACACUCACACACGUUGACUGGCAUGUACAAAGUAUUAGCUUACUAAAAACUGUGAAUUAAUUGUGACGAUGCAAACGCAGUAUUCUCCUGUGUGUACCACCAAUAAUUAAGUAGUACUUUGUAAAUACGCGUGUAGGAUUCUGCUUGGCAACGUGUGGCUUGCUGAUGUCAAUCAUUUCUACCUUUAUUUGGCGUAAAAUAUUUCCAUUUUUGUGGACAAAAAAAAAGAAAAACUCUUGAAAAAGUUUUUUUUUUAAUCCAGCAUCAAUUUAAGAUAAAACUGUCCAAACUUUUUACAGCCAAUAAAAAUGACUAAAACCUAGAUAAAAUACACAAAAAACAAAUACAAUGUAAGUCAAGCAGUUAAAUAUACUUAACAUUCUAAAUACAUUUUUUAUUUAUUAUUUCCUUCAUCUAAAAUGUAUUUAUUUAAUUUUCAAUGUUUGUGUGUGUGGGGGAGCGGGGUAAAUUUAUUUUGUAAGUUAUUUUUAUUUUUAAAAAUUUAAAUAAUUCCUAGCUCAUGAGAUUUAGUUUUUUUUAUUAUUAUUUUUAUUUAAAGGCCUUUAAUUGUAUUUUUUUUUCUCACAUCUAAUAUAUUUUAUUUAAAUAUUUUGUAGGUGCAUACAAAAUAAAAUGCCUUCCUAUUUAUUUUACCCAUCUGAAACUUUAAUGAAUGAAUACAUUCUCCAAAUCCAUACAGUAUAUAAAAGGCCUUUAUAAUUGUAUAUGAUGAUCUUAAAUCUAAUAUUGUCUUUUCACUAGGUACAUACAUAAAAAUAGAACCCAAUACAUUUUGUCUAAAUAAAUAAGAAAAAUCCCUAUCUAAAACUUUAAUACAUUUUUAUGUUUCCUUCUUACAUAAAUAUUAAAUAAGCCAAUAUAUUAUUAUUAUUAUUAUUAUUUUUUUUUUUGGUCAAAUGUAUUUAUAAUUUUGAAUAACCUCAAAUCAAAUAGUUUUUUUGAUUUGAGAUUAUACACAAUUAUAAAGAUUUAAUAAAUUAAUGUAUUUCCAGAUUUGAUAAAUAUCACAUAAGACAAUAAGUUUGAAAAAAUGUAGAAAAUAUAUUAUUUAGAUUAUACAUACAUACCCAUUUUUUGAAUUUUUACAUAGCAAACAACUUUUUCUCAUAACGUGUGAAUAUUUUCCUUUUUAUUGAGUUCUUGAUUACGGUCUAAUGCAGACUGUUUUUUUUUUGUUUUUUUCCAUCUUAAAUGAAAAAAAAAUCACUUUAGCCUGGUCUGCUGUUGACGCCACAUUUCUAUUUUGGCACUUAAAACUGUCCCAUCCCCCCUGCAGAUUACACGCUGGUAAAUUUGGUACGACUUUUGUACCAGAUUUUGGACACGUUUGACUUAAAGCAGGAGUGUCCAAAGUGUGGCUGGCAGCUCAAGUUUUGUUGGCCCGCACAUAUUGUUGAAAAUAAAUUUAAUAAAAAAGACAUAAUUUAAUGCAGAAAAGCAGAAUGUUUGAUAAUUAAUAAUUGUAAUAAUAUUAUUAAUAAGUAUUAUUACGCUUUGUCACUUAUAACACAAAGCUGACACACCUGUUUGUAUUUAACUAUAAAUGUUUGUUUUUAGCAGACAUUUUAGUUUUUUUGAAAAUGGCCCCAUGCUUUGACUUUUCAGUAUGUGGCUGUUGGUGGAAAAAGUUUGGACACCCCUGAUUUAUGGAGAUGAAUGUGUCUUUUUAUACAACCCAAAAAAUAUUUGCAAACAAAAAAUAGAUUUGAAAUUAAAACAAAAUAUUUCCAAACCCAAAAUUUUGGUUACAAAUCAUGUUUGUGGUUACAAACUGUUUUAUUUUUAGUUGCAAACUUUUUUAAUUUUUAUUUAUUUUUUAUUUUUGUCUGGGUCGCCGCUAAACAAUACAAGGCAAGCAAAACUUUUUGUUUGUUAGAACAUUUUUUGGUUUCAUAAAAAGACAUGUUUUUCCCCAUACUGACUUACGAUGUAUGUCAAAAUGUAUGAAAAAGUGUAAAACGUUGAAGUCAGCAUUAUUCAAAAUAAUGGUUACUUUGGUGCCUUUGAGCAACAAUCUUCAUCAAAAGAAGAACUUUUAGUUGAAAGGUUUUUGAUUUUCUAAUCAAUGAAUGUUUUCUUACUUUCCUCCAUCGCAUGUUGGAUCACAUGCAACAUGGACGCCUUCUUAAUGUACAUGCCAGCUCUUUGGAUAUCUUUUCGUAUUUCUGACAUUUCAAUAUUUGUAUUUAUUUGAUGAGUCAUGCUAAUAUGUGCAUGAUGAUGACAUCACUGCUGGACUUGCAACAAUGGAAAUAAAAUGUUUCAGUAAUAAACAGAC